AGAACCGGCGGUACACGUAGUGGUUUGCUCUACAUCCGGGCCUGAUGACAGUGAAAAGUCAUCAUGGCCAUGGCCUAUGCCUAUGGUCAACGAUCUGGUCAUAGAAGGGCAUGAAAUCUAGCACCGAAGCAUGAACACGUAGAUCUACUGUACAUGUACGUAAAGACAAGGUCACGACAAUGACAUGUAGAUCUGCAGUCCAGGCAGUCGUUGCACCGGCGGGGAAAGCGCUGUCCAAUGAUUGGAUGGGGCCUAGGCCAGGUCACUAGGUCACAGUGUCAGGCGGACAGCUAGCUCUUGUCUUGAGCUGCAACUAACAGGUGUAAGUGCAACGACGUGGUUACGUUGAUGUUGCACAGCUGCACUGGUCCGCCUUUGGCAGACGUGGAAGCUGAACACACAGACGUCUAGUGUUCUUUGUCUCUCGUCUAGCUCGAACCCUGUAGCUAGCUGUGUAUGGUGAUACCGUUACAGUAUGGUGAUAACGUUACACGCAGUGGCAAGCAAGCUCCAAAGAUCGUCUUCCACCCUGGCAGCUUUCUUCGAUCUGUCCCUUGGGCUGGGGCAUUGUUUCACUGGAUCUUAGAGCAGCGUCUUCUGAUCCGCUGCAGGCCGAAGGUCAACUGCCACUGGAAGAAAGUGAAACCGGCCUGGCGAAGAAACCCCUUGGACGGACGUAGCGCAGAUCGGCUGCAGUGAGCUGGUCGGUGGCUGCUGCUUGUGCUGUGGAGCAGUGUAGUUGAACUAAGCGUCAAGCACACACCACCGUGUGUUGGAGAGUGUGCGCGGACGCUUUUAGAUCGACGGUCACCUCGUUGCUACCCACGGUUCUAACUCCGCGAGGAGCGUGUGAUCGGCGAAGGUAUCACGGCCUCUUGAAGGUACUAACGGAUCGCAGAUUGACCAAGCUUUUCGUGUAUCUGCUUGGGUGUUGCUUCACUCUGCGUAUUGACCAAACCUGGCUGUAGAUUGGGGAAAAGAAGAAACUGCCUUUCGUCGUUUUGAACCCGCCGUACUGCAUCUCCAUGAGAAGCGAGGCACUCUGUUCCUGACGCUUUCUAUGUCCUACAUUCGUCUGGCUGCGGUAGACUCUUGUCCAUUUUUUCCCCCGCCCGAGCUGGUGUUAUGAACUGAAGAAUGAGCGAGAAAGGGGAGACUCGAAGUCGUCGAUGGAACGAAAUGUGAAUAUUGUGCACCACCGUGGCUCGGCUGCCAAUCGGUGAGCCACAACCGGGUACCAAGCAGCCGGACACAAUGCCGUUCCUACUAAUGCUGAAGUUCGACACUGCCCUGAGAGGCUUGAGUAAAGUCUCCUGCGAGCGCUACGGAGCGAUUGCGGUGUUUGUCAGCAUCAUCAUGGCAAAUGGAUCCACCGCAUUCAUUGUGAAAGGACCGCCAAUACCUCUGUUCGGCAGUGGCCGCGGUGAUCUAUUAUCCAGUGUUCCCAUGGUACUGGCUACCAGCGUCCAGCCUCCACGCACACAAGAGAGCAUAGCAAAGGUGACGCCGACGUCAAACGUGGAAGCUACGUCAACAGCAACGACCGAAGCGCUACAUAAUCCCGUGGAGCACGGAUCUACACGCGACCUGCCAAUGGCGAGUACAAACAUGCGACAUACUACAGAUUCACGGUGGCCUGGAGAACGCCCCAAGAGCCCGGACCCAAUCUUGAAUCCAAACGAUGAAGAUUCAAUGGGGCCGGUCAUGACAGGAUUGAAACCAGCCCAGACCAAGGAUACCCCGGCCAGCCCUGACACGAACCAAGUCCCAUCCUCAACUAGCACCACUUCGUUUGUGACUCCCACAUCACGGUUAUUGCUUGGAACACGGCCUGACAUUCCUCCGCUGGUGAGCGCCCACCAUGACUCAGUGAAGUGGUACAUCUUUGCCGGUGGUGCUGCACUACUACUGACAAUAGUCUGUGUUUUCAUCAUCUGUUUGCGUGUCCUGGACAUUCACAAGCACAGGAAAAUGCAAGAUCUUGUGUUCCAAGCUGGACUGGCGUAUCCUGGUGAAGAUAUGAAUGGGCCUGAAAGCUACAUGAAUAUCCGUCCCUGCUCCCCACUGACAAAAGAGUGGAGAUCGCGAGGCUUUUCAUUCGGAUCAAACAGUCACCUGCACAUGGCAUCGGGCAAAUCAACUCCUUCUGGCACGUUGCUUCGCAAAAAGGGCAGCGGCAAGAAUGACCCUCAAGGUCGCCGGCGAUCAGCCAGCAGUGCUACAGCCAGCAUAAAGGCUAAGUGGCGUUCAAUUGGAAAGUCUUCGGGCAAAAGGUGGUCCGGUGGCCUGAGGCAAGCUGCUAGCACUGGCGACAUCGCUAAGGACUCGGAGAUGUACUCACCUCAUGGUUUUGGCUAUCAGCAAGGCAAUCCGAGCUACGUAUGCGACUGUGAGAUGCCGGAGCAGUGCUGGGAAUCUCAAGCCGGAUGCUGUGAGCGGCAGGCGAAAAGGCAGGUUGAUCAGCGUCAGCAGCAGAGAUACCCUGCUGAUAAUUCCCAGGCUACAGUGCACUUCAAUCCGCUGCACACGGUGUGUAUGACUCCCGAAGUUCAGUCCACUCCCGGCGGCCACCUUCCAAGAGAUGCGGGUGUGUUUAUGCCGGAGGAUUUCUCGUCUUGUUCUGCACAGUGCCCUGAUUGCUCAGGCUGGGUGGAUACCAGCACCAGUGACUGCCAUUACCCAUAUGGCAGUGCUUGUGACGUACACUAUCAAGUCGCAGACUACCAAUGUCGAUGUGGUGAUGUCCAGUGCUCACGUGCUAGCUCUGCUUUGUGUGCAACUGAACAGAACAGCAGCCGUACUAAGCAUCUGCAUAAGAACUCUACACUUCGAGGCAUGGGCAGCCAUGAUCGUCGUGGUGAUGAUCACCAAGGUGACAUUGCCGCUGACCUGCUGCUCUCCAUGCUGACACAGGCACAGAACCUGGCCAAGGGCAUGUCUCUGGAUCGCAGAAUCCCACGCAGCGUUAGCGCCACCACAAUGCCACAUUCAGAAGCUAGCAACUCGUCCACUCUGGCUCGCCUCCAGGACUGCGACGAGUCGUCAGGAUACAUUGGAUCAUCACCAGGUGGGCCAAGUCCCCACACGGUAAAUGAUGCAAUAGUGGUUGGCACACCACACAAAGGCGGUGCCACCAUCCUGUUGCCUGCCCAGGCGGAGACCAGACAGCAAGAGACAAACCGCUGUGAUCGGCAGGGUGGCCACGACCAGCAACGCCACCAACAGCAGCAACAGCAGCAACGCCACCAACAGCACCAACAGCACCAACAGCAGCAACAGCACCAACAGCAGCAACAGCACCAACAGCAGCAGCAACAGCAGCAGCACCAACAGCAGCAACAGCAACAGCAGCUCCGCAGUGAAGCAGACCUGCACCGCCCGUCCAGGCGAAAAUUGAUCAAGGGUGAAAGGCCUGCAGAUCAGAGUUCCAACACGGCAAUGAGUGCGCCUGCUUCUGAUCCUAAAAUGAAGAAACUGAGCGCUAGAAGGAAGCCCCUGAAUAUACACAUCGAAGAGGCCAUUGAAGAGAGUGGCCGGAGAUCUCGACUUUCGAAUCAUCCUGACUCUAACAAUGGUGGCAUUGCCGAUUCACAAUCCAGGCAGAGCCUUGCAUCAGCCAUCAGUACGCGGCGCUGUGUCACUCCGAAUGCCCUGGAUUCCGAGGAGAGAAGGUCUCGAUCGCCACGGCCACCUGCGCCCCUCAAGAUAUCAAAUGAGCGGCUCGGUGAUGCAGGUAUGCACGACAAUGAGCAGGCACAAAUAGCUUGUUACAAGUCGUUGAAAAGGAGACAGCUGGGACACAGUGGAUCAAGAAAGCAAGGAUCAGCAGCACCUACCAGUCAACACAUGCGCCCUCCUGUGGCACCCAAGCCCAGACUACUUCAGAAAGUGAUACCAAGGAAGGAGUCGUUGGCGUGCCUGCCGGAGCAGAGUAGCUCCACAACAGAGGGAAGUGCGCCAGUGCACUUACCUGAUAGUAGCCAAAAGCCACUGAAAUCAUCCAGCUUCUGGAAUGUGCCAAACUAUGGUAGUAAUGAGAGGACUGCCCCUCAGUCUCACAUUGUCACUAACCACUCUUAUGAACCUGACGGGGAAAGACACCGCCCACGUAAUGGCAUGGCGAUUGAAACAACAUUCAUGCCGAUUCGACCUGCUCUGCGCGGUCAACGGCCCACUUCAAAGUCGUCGCAAGAAGAAGGCAUGGCACUCGCCAACCCGUACAGUCAGGUCUCACUGGACUUACCACCGCCUCCGCAGCCAUCAGACAUCUUCAUGUUCAGUGAUGAAGAGCAGCCAGUCGGUGGUGAUGAUGAGGGGUAUGCAAUACAUGUCAUGAUGCCUGGUCUGCAGUCAGCACCGGCCACCAAGCCUGAACACGCACGGCAAGACAGCCGUAUUGUGAGAAGCAUGAGCAAUGCGGCUAAUGCCACCAACUCAACCAACACCAACGGCAAUCACGCAAAACUGGACUUAUCUCGGCAGAACACAAACUCGUCCACCGAGGAGCAGAAGGGAAACUUCUACUAUCUCCGGGACGGCGAUCAGAUUUUGCACCCGGACAGACUGGAUCAAGAGAGUCACCUGAAAUUACCAGCGGUAUAUCCUCAGGGUGCCGGAUAUCGACGCGGGAUAACUGGCUCGGGCCUAAGACAAGUUUCGCAGCUCUCCGGAGACAGCUUUGAAGCAUGCCAAACAACCACACUGUGAUAAUAAAUAGCAUCUGCUACCAUCCGUUUAGAAAACAACUCUUGAAGCCAAAACCGAUCCCGGCCUAAACAUGAAUGUUGUUGAUGAUUUAUGCAACGUGCCCGAGAGUCUUGAAUUGAAACUGUUUUUUGGAAACUUUUACCAAGCAAUAUCUAAAACGUAAAUUGAAGGUGCCUUCAACUCCCUCCUCAAAUUCAUAACUAAGGUAUUGAUGCCUUCACUUCAUACAGUGUAACUGCUAUUAUUCUGUUCUUGCUAUCUUUGACACUCAAAUUUGCUGAUGUCAUUACAGGAUGGACCACUCCUGACGCUGUGAGCAU
Messenger RNA from Sycon ciliatum, 5027 nucleotides. RefSeq lists its product as uncharacterized. The record is from RefSeq and is a predicted model, not a curated record. The coding region runs from base 1255 to 4707 and encodes 1150 amino acids. Lineage: Eukaryota; Metazoa; Porifera; Calcarea; Leucosolenida; Sycettidae. The transcript is spliced from 7 exons.